CAUGGCGUCAGGGGGCGGGGCAGUGGUGGUAGGACGUCACUGCGGGCACCGGUGGACAGCAGGAGGCCUGUUCGGGUGCAGCCGGUGUGCUUGGAGUUCCGGAGGGAGUCCCGCUGGGUCCGCAGAGACGCCCGGCUAUAGCUGCGGGGUGGCGUCGACUGGCUCCCGCACAGCCUGGCUCCCUGGCGGCCGACGAUGAGUUUGACCCCUUCGAGGGGAUGCCUCCUGGACCUGCCCUGGGAGGACAUCUUGGUCCCACAUAUUCUCUGUCAUCUGCCGCUGCAGCAGCUCCUGGGCCUGCAGAGGGUCAGCAAGGCUUUCCAGGCUCUUGUCCAGCUGUACCUGGCCAACAUGCGAUGCUUUGACUCCAGCCAGAUUAGCUCGGCCGUCCCUAGAGAUGCUUUCCUCAACCUGCUGAAGGACAACAAAGUGCUGCAGCAGCUGGCGCUCCAGAACUGCUCUGACUGGCUGACGGAUGGGGAGCUGCUCCCAGUCAUCAUGCAGAACCACCACCUGCACCACAUUCAGCUGAAGGGCUGCGCCCAGCUCAGCUGCCACGCACUGAUGGUCAUCUCGCUGAACUGCCCCAACCUGCGGCAGCUCUCCCUGGCUCACUGUGAGUGGGUGGACAGCCUGUCCUUGCGCAGCCUGGCCGACCACUGCAAGGCGCUGGAAGCUGUGGAUCUGACGGCCUGCCGGCAGCUGAAGAAUGAGGCCAUCUGCUACCUGGUGCAGAAGUGCAGCAGGCUCAAGUCUCUCUCUCUAGCUGUCAAUGCCAAUGUAGGCGAUGUGGCAGUAGAGGAGACUGCCAAGUGCUGUCCUGAGCUGGAACACCUGGACCUCACAGGGUGUCUGCGAGUCAAGAAUGACUCUAUAAGGGUUCUGGCUGAGUACUGUCCCAAGCUGCGCUCACUGAAGGUGAAGCAUUGCCACAAUGUGGCUGAGUCCAGCCUGAGCGUUCUCCGAAACCGUGGAGUGGAGCUGGAUGUGGAGCCUCUGCCGCAGACGGCUCUUGUUCUCCUGCAGGACAUGGCUGGCUUUGCCCCUUUCAUUAACCUCCAGAUCUAGAACUGCUGCUGCUAUUGGGGGGGGAGGGGGAGGGGGCAACAUGUCACUGAGAUCCCUGGUGGACGCUGGAACUGGUUCCUGCUGAGAUGUGCAGAGGGAGAAGUCGAUCCUGUUGGUGAGGCUGGCCCAAAAGGGGCUCACUCUUCUCUCUGGGGCUAUUUAACAGCCACUGCACAUUUGUGAGUGAGCUCUGUGUGUGCCUCCUGGAGAACAAACUCCCUCCGAAGCAGAGUGAAGACAGUGAGGAACUUGCAGGAAUACCAUAGUGCUGAACAGACCAGCUAAUACACAGGAUUUAUUAUUUGUCACAUUUUAAAUUUCAAAGUUGCAGUUCUCCAAAGAGCAGGAGAAUGUUUGAGGACCGUGGACUGUCACCUUCUGAGGAACUUGUGUAGGACACGCCAGCACUGCUGUUGAGAACAAUCCACGCUAGCUGGAGUAGUAAGGAGAAAAACUGGCAGCCCUCAUUCUGGCAGGUGAGCUCUGGGAGGAAGGCAGUGUGAGCCCAGCGUACAUGUGCAGACCUAGCACCCUGCCACAGGCACUGGGUUAGCACAAGACAGUAAUUGUUUUCUAGGGGAAUAUGCUCCUAACUGCAAUUCCAGUAGAGGAAAAGCACCAAACCUCAUUGUGCUAUUGCUGAGAGCAGUUGGUUCUUGCUAUUUGUUUCUUCCAGAUUAUGAUUUACAUCUCUGUGGUACUCAGACCUGCUCCUACAUCCUGCUCCAUGUUGCACAGCUGUAGGCUUGCUAUACAAUAGUGGCUAGAAAUGGCAAUUGCCAAAUGGCCUGGCCAUACUGUCAGCUGGAGUUCAUGGAGUGCUGCAGGUCGCGUUGGCAGGGAGAGCCCAGCUCUUGUUUAGAGUCUAGCCUCAUCAUCUGCAUCUAAUAAGUGGUCAAUCAAAGAGUAGCUACUUGUAGUAAGCAAGAUGAAGGUAGUGAUUAGGAGACGACCCUGCUCCUUGAAGAGGGAUCAGAGGCAGGGUCUGUAAAGCAUGUGCAUGCUUCAGCUGAAAUACACACCAACUCACAUCACCUUUAUUAACACUUGCACUCAAAGCAACAGUGCACAGAGAUUUCUAAAAAGCUUGCUGCAAAACCACAAGCUACAUUUUUAGAUCUAAAGUCCCAUGCAAGGAAUAGCAGAGAACGCCCAGGCUCCCAACAACCAUUAUGGAGUGCCCCAGGGGCAGAAGCGCAGCUACACAAGGAGAGGAGACUUGACCUUAUCAGCUAGGUUAGUUCAGGAAGCUGAAAGCAGUGUCCUGGCUCCUAGGUUAGUUCCAGUUAGUGUUGGGUAGGGGAGUCCCUUCAUCCCCAGUGCUGCAUGUCCAUCCUCCACACCUGGCCAGUGAGGUGGAGGCUGAAGAGCAGGAGGACAUGGCUGUCAGUGGAACUUGUACUUCCUGGCUGGUUUGAGGCUGAUGUAAGUUUUCUUCAUCUCCUCACUUUCUGGCUUCUUUAUGUCUUUGUACCUCUCUCCCUUUGUACUCACCACCUGGUUAUCGAUGUAGCGGAUCAGCUUCUUGGGAGCCUGGAAAGACAUAAACAUCACAUAAGGGCGACAAGCGUAAGCUUGUGCUUGGUGAAUAAGGGAAAAGACUAGGUUGGGAUGAGUACCUGUCCUUUACGUUGGGAGUCUUAGCUAAAAAUGGGAAGAAAGCGGUCUGAGGAGGGGGCAGAGGGGAAAAGCUGGAGGGAGCAGGAACAGUGCUAGUCAGGAGUGCCAGAUAAUCACAGACCCUGCAGUAGCACCUCUUAGCUGACUAGUUCUCCUUUGAGACUACUGCUGCAAAUUCCCUCGUGUGUUAUGCUGCUAUUUAGAUGUGCAGCCUGCUCUUUAAACCUUGCAGCCAAAGGCAUUCAAACUCCCUGUGAGCUGGAACUGCACUAUUCUCACCUCUUUCGGUGGAGCGGGUCGAUGUGUUUUCUGAUCUUCUGCACUAUCCACCAUCAUAUAUCUGAAACACAAGAUGCAGUAAGUGAACACUGCAACAUGCAUUGCCUAGCGCUAUUCACAGCCUUUAUCUCUAAUUUCCUGUCUGGUUUGGGGCUGUGCAAUGUGUCCUACUUGCGUAGACUGCAGUUAGGAGCACUUAAGAUUCCCUACUGAAUGAAAUAGGUAAGAAGAGUGUCACCCUUCUGAUGAGAAUUCAAGAGAAUUCUCAUGGAAUAGCUGGCCGUAUGAAUGGUAUCAAAACCUUAGGCUGUUGAGAAAGCAGAUAGCUUCCUUAAAACUGAGGGAGGUGCUGAGGUCGGCAUGCUUUGCCAUUAGGACAACUUUGCUCCUUUUCACUUGGUGUGAUGGCAGCCAAAGGAAGAGGCCACAGGGCCAAAUCUCUUCUGCCUGAAGAGAUGGUAUGCCUUUCACACUCCAUGUGCUACUUGACAAGGAGUUGAGUUUGAGCUGGAAGCAGCUUAACAGAAACAUCAUCUCACUCCCUAUUUAAAAGGAACACCAGAGCCCAAGCAUUUGCUUGCUGUACUGCUGAAUUAGCAUUGAGACUUCAGAGCUGGUCUGUAGGUGGACAGCACAGCUGACCACAACUUCUCCCUCAGUACUUAGCAUAGUUGUUCCUGUGUAUUUUCAGCUAUGGCAAUCUGCUCUUUGUACCUGUGCUUGAGUGAUGUUUAAAGUACAGGAUAUUGCCAAAAUGUCAUUAAAGUUCCUAGGAACUUAACUAUCA
Molecule: messenger RNA, 3754 nt
Organism: Tympanuchus pallidicinctus (lesser prairie-chicken)
Lineage: Eukaryota; Metazoa; Chordata; Aves; Galliformes; Phasianidae
Gene: FBXL15
Product: F-box and leucine rich repeat protein 15
Exons: 4
Coding region: 196-1068 (290 amino acids)
Molecular function (GO): protein binding
Source: RefSeq, a predicted model, not a curated record